Messenger RNA from Zophobas morio, 2003 nucleotides. Its product is annotated as RING finger and SPRY domain-containing protein 1-like. Bases 318 to 1913 code for a protein of 531 amino acids. Gene Ontology annotation, molecular function: protein binding; ubiquitin-protein transferase activity. The record is from RefSeq and is a predicted model, not a curated record. The transcript is spliced from 7 exons. Lineage: Eukaryota; Metazoa; Arthropoda; Insecta; Coleoptera; Tenebrionidae. Gene Ontology annotation, cellular component: cytoplasm.
UUUGUAGUGUGACAGUCGUGACAGGAAGAUUCUAACCAAAAACGUACUUUAACAAAAUCAAAAUAUAUUCGUUAAUUUUAAAAAGUGGUGCAAUUAUCGGUGAUUACGUAAUCCAUGCAGUUAGUCAAUGGUCUUAACCAAUUUUGCCUAAUGCAGAAAGUAGCAUGGAUUUUAAACCACGCCAGUGCUAAUUUUAAUAUGUUGAUGUCUAUGAUUACACCAACAUAAGCGCAAGAGACUUAUAUAAACAUUUAAACAUACUAGCAUGUAGUAAACAAUAAACAAGCAAGUUUUUGUAAAUAUACUUCCAAUACGUAAUGGGUGUCUGCUGGUGUAAACAAAAGCACGAAGAACAUGACACCUAUGUUCCUCAACAACACCACUCCAAUAAUCAUAAUAUUAACGCUACAAUACAGCCGGUAUCACCAGUAGCCCCCCAGUAUUACAUUCGAGUUGCAAAAGCUCCUGAUCCUCAUCUUGUUGACAAACUUGUAUUGGAAACACUAGGUGUCAUAGCAACUUUAGUGGACAAUGAACAAGAGCCGCCUGCAUCGAUGUUACUGCUUCACAACAUAGCUGAUAACGAAGAAGGAUUUAUUCAAGUGGUAAACUCAAUGAUUAAAGUUGUACCAUUGUCUGAUCCGCUGGGGCCGUCGAUUAUAACAUUAUUACUUGAUGAUUGUCCAUUACCUUCAAAGGAAUCAGUAUUCAAAGUAGUCGAUAUGUUGAACCUGUCGAAAGAAUCAGCCAUUUUGGGAAGACAGAAUCCUUCAAGAGAGAGAAAUAUCUGUGUAGUUUUAGGUUGCAUAGCAGAAACGUUAGCUGGUCCAAGAAAUUUGAAAAUUCUUAGUGAUCCUAUGUUAGACUAUCUAUUAACAAAUUUGGGACCUGAAACGGACCCAAAUGUUGUGCUGUUUUCGCUAAUAGCAUUAGAAAAGUUUGCGCAGUCUAGUCAGAAUAAAUCUACUAUAUUGAAAAGGUUACAUCAGUUAGAUCCAUGUCCAAUUAAUGCUUUAGAAAAAUGGCGCUAUGAAACCCACUACAUUAAAAGACAAGUUGGAUUUUGUGCCCAGUGGGUUUUAGAUAACUUAUUUGUGAUGAAUAAUCGAAAAUAUUCCUAUUUAACUGUCAAUAUGGAGAAAAUAAACGCCAUGUUAAACACCAGUGAUGUCAGUGAGUAUCUCAAAAUAUCACCAGAUGGAUUAGAAGCCCGGUGUGAUGCUUAUUCUUUUGAAAGUGUAAGAUGCACUGCACAAACUGACUCCGGUGUUUGGUACUAUGAAGUCUGCAUCAUUACUCCUGGAGUAAUGCAAAUUGGAUGGGCUACAAAACAUAGCAACUUUCUUAAUCAUGAGGGUUAUGGUAUUGGGGAUGAUAAAUAUUCCCUUGCUUAUGACGGUUGUAGAAAAUUAAUUUGGUAUAAUGCCAAAUCUGAACCGCAAGACUUACCAGCCUGGCAGUCUGGAGAUAUCUUGGGGUGUUUCUUAGACCUAAAUACACCACAAAUCAUUUUUUCUAUAAACGGUAUGAGGUUACCACCAUGUACUCAUGUGUUCACUAUGGCUCAAUCAGGUUUUUUUGCGGCUGCUAGCUUUAUGUCAUUCCAACAAUGUCGUUUUAAUUUUGGUGCUGAACCAUUUAAAUAUCCACCACCUGAAAACUUUUCGACAUUUAAUGAGCAUGGCUCAUUAAGAGCAGAGGAUAAAGUGGUAAUGCCAAGACAUAUUUUCUUGGACCAGUUGAGACAACAAAAUAUUAAAGAAGAUAGCUGUACCCUUUGCUAUGAUCAAAAGGCUUCUGUUCGGCUUCUACCUUGUAAACACUCUGGCUUUUGUCCAUCAUGUGCCAGCCAAUUGCUAGAAUGCCCAAUGUGCCGAGCACCGUUUGAAUUAGUUGUAGAAGAAAAUCCCUGACAAAAUAUUUUUAUUAGGAUAAAUAAAAAAUUAUAUGAUUACCUGUAAGGUCGUAAACAUAUUUUUGUACAGAUUUGUUGAUUUUUAAAA